This is a messenger RNA of Loa loa (African eye worm), 220 nucleotides long. RefSeq lists its product as hypothetical. Lineage: Eukaryota; Metazoa; Nematoda; Chromadorea; Rhabditida; Onchocercidae. The record is from RefSeq and is a predicted model, not a curated record. The transcript has a single exon. The annotation marks the transcript as partial.
AUGGUUGACUGGAUGGAUGGACACGGAUUGAGUGGACGAUGUAAACGGAUGAGAUGGAACGGAUGUGAAGGAGAAAGAGGACUAGUAGAAGUUGCUGUAGUGGACGAAAUGACUAAAGUGAAGAGGACGACGACGACGACAACGGUGGUAGUAGUAGUAGUAGUAGUAGUUAGUAGUAGUAGUAGUAGUAGUAGUAGUAGUAGUAGUAGUAGUAGUAGUA